AUGUCUGAAUAAUCACGUGACAUACCUACAACAAGGAAGAAUAUAGUUAUACCUUUACCGACAGAGCAACAAAAUGGCGACAUUUCAUAGUGUAUAGGUAUUCUUUCUCUUAACAAACAUCAUGGCAAGUAGCAGAUCCGUACGGCGUGCCCAGGAACCCGUUACAUACAAAUGCGCUUUGUGUGACAGUGAAGACGGAGUACGAUGGUAUUGUAACGAUUGUCAGGAGAAUUUAUGUGAUCGGUGUAAGGAGUUCCAUUCACGCGGUAAGAAAACUAAAAACGACGACGUCGUGUCGAUUGGGGAGGCUAACCGUCAGGGAGACAAGCCUGUACCAGAGGUAUGUAAACUACAUCCCGGUAAACUGUGUGAUCUCUAUUGUUCGGACUGUAACGUGUUGCUUUGUUCGAUGUGUUUAUCUAAAUUGCAUAAACAGCACAACUUGAAACCUUUUGAAGACGAAUUUUCUAUAACAAAGCAACAUCUGAAAGAGCACAUGACAGCAAUAUCAGCUAAAAUAGAACAUUUUAAGAACGAGACGUCAGAGCGACAUCACGUUACCGAAGCGUUCAACGACAACAUUGAUACAAUGAGGAGAGAUGUAAACAUUCAGAGGACUAAGUUAAAGAAAGAAGUAGAUUCUAUCGCGGAUGCAGUGCUGGCUGAGUUGUCGUCCAUGGAGAAAAAAGGAUUAGCGACGCACAAAGAAGAUUGUCAGCUAUAUGAGAAAAAUGUUGCAGAGCUGACGCGGCUACUUGAAAAAGCGGAAAUAACGAACACAUCAAGUGUAUCCAUGUUUGAAAUCGAAAGUUCCUUGAGAACAAGUCUUUCCUUGUAUGAUGUGAAUGUGAAAAGCGUAUUGCCAAAACAACCAAACUUUGUUACCGGAAGUAUCGACCGCGCCAUGUUGGCGGAAAUGCUUGGUGAACUACACCACAAGAACCAGUACGAGAAGACAGUCAUUGACAGUAAACACGUUCAACGUCUCUCUAAGUUUACUGUUAAUCAACAAAAUCAAAUAUUCGGUAUAUGUCCAGUCGACGACAGCCACGCUUGGUUAUCAAUACAUCAAUACAAGGGUCUGGUACUGGUUAACAGGGAUGGUGUGGUCAAAUCGACAGUAAAACUGGACUUCUGUCCGUGCAGAAUUACCAUGGUCGGGACAACAGACAUACUUAUGACAAGUAAUCCACGUAGUAUAUUUGUAUAUAAACUAUCACUACACAACAAACAAGUGACAACAAUUGCUGAUAUCAGACCACAUAAAGCAUACGACAUCAGCAUCAACAAGAAGGGAGAAGUGUUUGUUAGUACAAACACACCAGACAUAGUGGUACUGAACCAGUCGGGUACGAUUGUGAGGAAAGUACCGUGUGGUAUGAAUGGGAAAUGUAUUGCCUGUUUGUCAUCAGGAAACGUGGCAGUAAUGACCAUAUCUCAUAAUUCACUGUCCAUAACAAACGAAUCAGGCACAGUCCAACAUACCUGGACAGGUGAACUUAACAAAGGUCAAAAGGUUGGUCAAAUGCAACUCUGUAAGAUGUCACGUGACAAGUACGACAGACUGUUUGUACCUAACUACACUAACAACCAGGUGUAUGUCCUACCGAGAGAUGGUACACAGGCCACGUGUCUCCUGGAUCAGGAACAUGGAGUGAUCGGACCUACUGCGGUGGGUGUGGACGCGUGUGGGAACGUGUGGAUCGGGUGUGGAGUUGGUACCGUACACGUGAUGCGACUGUAACAUGAGAAACUAGCAUCGAAAACACUAGUUUAUAAACAUUUUGUAACUUUAAGACUCAAGACAAUUAAUCGUGUUGGACGCAUUAAAUACCUUCUAAUCCGCACUCAAACGGACGGAAUCCAUUUGUACAGUAUUUCACAUUGGUCUAUUAGGACGAACCGGAAGCGUACACAACGUUUAAAAUAGCUGUAAAUGAUCUCACCAACAGCGUUCUAUAAACGAAAAGAGGAGCACGGAGAAGUAAACGCGAAAAUAAUGAUUUUAUGCUGCGAACUAUUUCUGUGGAACAUGUUUUUCAAUAGUCGAACAGAACGUGUAUUAAAUUCAUGUAUGGAAUACUUAUAUGAGGCACUGGUGUCAAAGUUUGUUCAAACUAAUUUCCGUUCGGUACGGUGUGUCAUUUUAUGUAUUCCCCAGCUAAAGCGGACUACUCUCUACUUGUAUCAUGAACGAAUUAUCCUAAUUUAUCAUAUAUCUGUGACAAAAUUUGUAUUUAUUCGAAAAAAAUAACAAAAACAACAACAAAACGUGCACAGGGUCUAGCUUCAAACGAAACAUAGAUUCAUACCUAGAAUAAAGUUUGACGCUGAUACCUUUAAUAUAUAUAUAUAUAUAUAACCUUUGUGUGUUCAAUCAAAAUGUUUGUUACGUUUAAAUUUUUCAUACUCGUUUUGAUAGACCAGUAUGAUUAUUUGAGUUAAGGUUAAAUGACAUUUUUUUUCAUUUGGAAGUUUAUUCAUUCCUAUUUUUUUUGUUUAAACUUCAAUUUUAACACCAGAGUGACAUUGAAAUGCAAACAGAUUCUCAUUAUGUUAUGAGACUUUUGAAGAUGGAAAUGGAGGCGUAAACUAUUACUUGUAUGAGUGCCUGAAGUUGGUUCCUAGUCCCUAGUUCCGUCUAACGUAAACGGAACUGGGAACCAGACCCUAGUUGCGUUUAAGAAAACGGUACUAGGAACCCGAUCCUCGUUCCGUUUACGUUAAACGUUAAACGGAACUAGGGUUCCCAAUUUCGAAUAUUCCUCACUUUUACAUGUUUAUCGGGAAUAUUCCUCUCUUUUACAUGUUUAUCGGGAAUAUUCCUCACUUUUACAUGUUCAUGGUUGAAUAUACCUAACUCGUACAUGUUUAUGGGAAAUAUCACUCACUCACACGUGUUUAAGGGGAAUAUUCCUCACUUGUAGGUGUUGUUGGGGAAUAUCCCUCACUUUUACAUUGACAUGGGGAAAUAUCCCUCAUUCACACGUGUUUAUGGGGAAUAUCCCUUACUUAUACAUGUUUUUUGGGAAUAUCAUGAGCCUCUAUGCCCUCUAUGAUCAUGACUUUCAAAGACAGGUGGCGGUGAUUUAAUUUCCGGAGACUUUUUAAUUGUUUUAUGGCCAAGUAUUGAAAUCAAUGCAUUACAUUGUCAAAAUGAUUGAUACUUCUGGACUACAUUCCUGGUGCCAAAUUCUAUCUUCCUCUUUUACUUUCUAAUUAUCAAAUCUUUUAAGAUCAACUAGAGAUUUGUUUCAGUGAACAAAAUCUGUCUCCCCUUAUUAGCCAACAUGUAUAUUUGCUGCUUUUAUAGUAGAUUGGGUGUGCAACAAUAAAAAUUAAUAAAUGUUGCUGCUCUUGUUUAUUUGACAUUGUGAAAACAGUGUUGGUAAGUUUUAGUAGCUAUGGUAUAGACAAGUACAUAUAGCAAUUAUCGCAAUUAUGAUACGUGACAGAGCACUGCAUAUCAUCUGUGGAUGAUAAAGCUAUACAAGAACUUUCAUUAAGAUAUCUUUAACAGUUUAAACGUUUUCGCCCGGACACGAAAUUAUUGGAAAUAUUCGCACUUAUUAGACAUUUGACCUUGAGGUCAAGGUUGCAAUUAUCCAAUGACAGAGCACUGCACUUUGUCAGUGAGUGAUAAAGGUAUGCAGCAACUUUCAUUAAGAUAUCCUUACCAGUUUAGAAGUUUUCGCCCGGACAAGAAAUUAUUGGAAAAAAUUGCACUUAUUUGACCUAUGACCUUGAGGUCAAUAUCAGUGAUGUAACGGCAGUGCAUUUCACAUCGGCUUUAGGUUAUGCAAAUAUACUGCAGUUUUUGUAAAGAUAUCUUCAACGGUUUAGAUGUUAUGGCCCGGACAAGAAAUUAUUAGAAGAACCAGUACUACAUCUAUAAUACAAUAUGUCUCCCUUCAUUCGAAGGGAUGUUACCUGUUGUCCUCUUUGUUACCUAGAUAUCUAGUAGAUAUCUUGACUGAUAUCAAUAAAGAGGCCCGGAUGUUACCUGUCGCCCUCUUCGUUACCUAGAUAUCUAGUAGAUAUCUUUACUGAUAUCAAUAAAGAGGCACGGACUGACCUCAUUGCCACAUUGAUUAUUGAUAUGCACUUUUAUCAGAGAGGUAUAUAAUACAAUAUAUACGUGUACGUCUCUGAUGAUAUUUAGUGCUUUGAAUAAAGUGUUAUUUCUGCUACAUAAGAAGAUAAAUUGUUGAGUGUAAAUAUUCGUAAGAUUAAUAAAUUAAUGAACUCAGAGCAUAUACAUUUGUCGAUAAAUAUUUUUCCAAAACAUACAACUGCACGUACUAACUCGGUUUAUCAAACUACACAUCUGUAGCGGAACCUGACCGGGUCGAUCGCCUACAACCAGCUAGCUUCAUUGGUAAAGCAUCCAUGCAUGUAGGACUCGGAGUUCCGGGUUCAAAUC
This is a messenger RNA of Mizuhopecten yessoensis (Yesso scallop), 4423 nucleotides long. RefSeq lists its product as uncharacterized. Gene Ontology annotation, molecular function: zinc ion binding. The transcript has a single exon. Bases 122 to 1744 code for a protein of 540 amino acids. The record is from RefSeq and is a predicted model, not a curated record. NCBI's taxonomy places the organism in Eukaryota, Metazoa, Mollusca, Bivalvia, Pectinida, Pectinidae.